AAAAUGGAGCGUACCGCAAUAAACCUUCAAUUUACUGAGAAUAAGGAAGAAAAAAAUUCAUCAACUUUGUUCAUCUUACCAGAUACUUUUCAAGUUUUUUUUUUCUUUCUACAAGGAGGAUCAUGUUGCGACGAUUUCAUCAGAAAGUGUGUGGUAGAACGAUGAAUUUUACCCGAAUGUAUAGUUCUAAAGAAACAACGGAAGUUAAACUUGAUCCACUGACAAGACUUUGUAAAAUUAUGAUGUCUUGUCCAAAGGUGGGGCUCGACAUAGAGCUUGACCAAAGUGGGAUUAGGGUAUUACCGGAGAUGGUUGAGGAUGUCCUUAAGAGAUUUGAGAAUGCUGGAAUGCUUGCGUAUCGUUUCUUUGAAUGGGCUGGUAAACAACAUAAUUAUGAGCAUAGUACUAGAGCCUACCACUCCAUGAUUGGAUCUCUUGCCAAGAUAAGGCAAUAUCAGAUGAUGUGGGAUCUUGUAAAUGAGAUGAAAACCAAGAGAAUGCUUAAUAUUGAGACAUUUUGCAUAAUCAUGAGAAAAUAUGCUAGGGCUCAAAAAGUAGAGGAGACUCUAUACACUUUCCAUAUCAUGAACAAGUUCGAUGUGCCUCCCAACCUUGCGGCUUUCAACGGCUUAUUGAGUGCUCUAUGCAAAUCGAAGAAUGUGGAAAAAGCUCAGGAGAUUUUCGAUACUAAGAAGAAUGAAUUUACUCCCGAUUCAAAAACAUAUAGCAUUUUGAUUGAGGGAUGGGGAAGGGCUCCAAAUCUUCCCAAGGCAAGGGAGGUUUACAGGGAAAUGAUUGAGGUAGGCUGUAAUCCGGACAUUGUGACUUACGGGAUCAUGGUUGACAUACUUUGCAAGGCCGGCAGGGUUGAUGAGGCUGUUGAAAUUGUCAAGGAGAUGGACUUCAGCGGUUGCAGGCCAACGUCCUUUAUUUAUAGUGUUUUAGUCCAUACAUAUGGGCUAGAAAAUCGGAUUGAAGAUGCGAUAGAUACAUUUCUUGAAAUGGAAAAAAAUGGUGUUGAGGCUGAUGUAGCUGUAUAUAACUCACUAAUUAGUGCUUUCUGUAAGGUAAAUAAGUUCCAAAAUGUCUAUAUGGUUCUGAAUGACAUGCAAAUCAAAGGGGUGUCUCCCAAUGCAAGGACCUGCAAUAUUAUUCUCAGUGGCUUGAUUGCUCGAGGUGAGACUGAUGAUGCUUUCAAGAUUUUCCGCAGGAUGCUCAAAAUUUGUGAUCCUGAUGCUGACACGUAUACUAUGAUGAUAAAGAUGUUUUGUGAGAAGAAUGAGAUGAAAAUGGCUCGUAAAGUGUGGAAAUAUAUGAAACGCAAGCAAUUUGUUCCCAGUAUGCAUACUUUUUCUGCACUUGUCAAUGGAUUGUGCGACGAUGCAGAUGCCCCUGGUGCCUGUGUGUUAAUGGAAGAGAUGAUCGAGAAAGGAAUGCGCCCUGGUAGGAUAACAUUUGAAAAAUUAAGGAAACUACUUCUCAAGGAAGAGAGGGAAGAUGUACUUGAAUUCCUUCAGGAGAAACUAAAUCUUAUGGUCAGGGAACCCUUAUCUGAUUAAGAAACUAUUCAGAUGACAUAUUUCUGAUGAUUCGUGAUUAUAAUCUGCUGUUGUUGAAUCUGACCUCUAGAGUCAGAAUAUCCAAGUGUCUUGUACUGUUUCAGCAACGGAUAAAGAUAUACAUGUCACAUCACAACUGAGAUUGCUAAGGACUAAACUUCAUCAGUGAGACUCAUUUGGAGCACUUGUCAACUCUAUUACGUUGGAAAAGUGAGGCCAGUUCCUUGUCAAAUACUGGAGUUUUGGAAACGGGGUAGGACACAGUUAUCUUGCUUCAACAUGGUUAUCUCUGACUUCAAUACUUCUUCUGGAUGUGGCUAGUUCCUUUCCGUUUUCAGUUGAUUAGUAAAGGAAACUUCAGCAAGUGAAAGAUGGUCGAUACAAGUGGACAAAAGCCAAACAGCUUUACAAUCAAGGGCCCUCGAUCUGCAUACAUGAGCUGAUUUCGGUACCUCCUGGAAGGAACUAGUUGAAGAGGUGAAAGAACGCUAAUGCUUCAUCAUCUAAGGAUUCACGGUUGCAAUGGGACUUUCGAAACACAAUGAGUUGUUCCCAUAUGCACUUGCAUAUUUCCGUUCAAAAAGUAAAAGGAGCUCAAUCAAUCAAGCAAACUCUACACGCAAUGUGGCUGGCCAGGAGAGAAGUAAAACCAACUAGACAGCAGAGAGAGAAAGAAGAGCUUGGGGAAAUAGCAUAGUAACCAACACCAAUCACAGUGAAAAAAAAAAUAGAUCCAGUCAAACAGUUUUACCAGAUUUCACGUUAGAUGACUAAAAAAAAA
This is a messenger RNA of Solanum lycopersicum (tomato), 2340 nucleotides long. Its product is annotated as pentatricopeptide repeat-containing protein At1g77360, mitochondrial. Gene Ontology annotation, molecular function: protein binding. The record is from RefSeq and is a predicted model, not a curated record. Lineage: Eukaryota; Viridiplantae; Streptophyta; Magnoliopsida; Solanales; Solanaceae.